CGCUACUAGACACUUCCUCGCACCUGGAACAGUAACCGAAGGACUUCGAAACAAAAGUGCCAAUGUUGGAGUAGACGGAGGCAAGCUUGGUGCACCCGCCAUCCGAAGAUAACUGAAAGAGCAAUUCGCAAAGGAAAUUCGGGGAAGGCUCGAUAAUGAGAGGGUUGGCUAGAAACCUUCUACUGCUUAUCAUGGCAGCAGCCAAGGUCGUGGACGUGGAGUCUUGGUGCGACGGCGUGACCCCAUCCUACGACACCGCCGUCGCCGUCGCCACGACCAUCAUCGACGGCGUGGCCGUGGCCGUGGGCUGCCCUGGAAGCAGUCCUUACACUUCGACAGGAACUGGGAGGGUCUAUGUAUCCCAGUGUACGGGGACCGCCUGGACACCGGGGCAGCAAGUGAACUGCUCCAGUACAGCUGUCGGCGCAGCCAUGAACCUGACAGCCUGCACCGGCCAACCAACGCCCCUCAAUAACUCGAAAUUACUGCCGACGAAGAUGACGGUGAACGGCGCCAACGGAUCACCGGAGGACGUGGCCUACUUCAUGCAGUGUCAGGCGGGCCUCCAGUGGAUUUCGGGGAGACCCGUCCAGAUGUCCUCGUGUAAAUCCGGACAGUGGUCGGAGGUCCUAGAUCUGUGUGUCCCAGGUUGCACCCCUCCCCGGGACUGCGCAGGACUGGCUGCUAUGGGAUUCUCCGCCGACGGCCUCUACAACGUCAUCGCCUCAGGAAUGAUGUUCCACAGCGAAAUCCAGGUAUGGUGCACCCUGAGCUCUGACACGCCUAACUGGGCAGAAGGUGGCUGGACCAUCUUGAGUCGCAAAGGUGCCAAUCUGACAGUUGGAACAAACAGCCCUAACGCUACCCUGACCGAGAAGUACUUCAUUGGCUAUACAAACUUCUUAGCACUUUUCCAAGGGACAAGUGGUGAACCCAGACCUCAAACACUCCAGUUUCUCCUGGAAAUGAGCGACGGGAUGCUGUAUCAUGCUACUUACAAGGACGUCUAUAUCAAUACCACGGGAACGAUCGUUUCAGCGGGAGACUACAUGGGGAAUGCUGGUGAUUCCUUCUCCCCUAACAAGCAGUGGCCAUGGAGCAGCACAUUCCAGUGGUUCGCCGAUUCGGCCACUCCAGCGGGUGCAAGCUUCUUCGGAGAUCCAGACGCCCCACUCUGGCCUACGCUGACAGGGAUAACGAUACAAAAAGCUACAAUACGUAUUCGACCCAGCACUUUCGAUAAUAUGACGUCAUGCCCACCGCUGAAAGGAGUUUAUGAGCCGUCGUGGCUAAAAGAUCGCCCGAUGCUGAGUGUUGCAGGAACGGAGGUUCUUUCCAAGACUGAAGUGAACAUAACUGUCCCCCUGAGUCGGAGUCAAGGAGCCAAUGUCACCUACAUUUGCAACGGGCCCUACUAUAGGGAACCCACCUCUGGGCAGGUCGGUGGCACUGUGACUUGCAUACCAGGGGACACCCCAGGCACCUUCAAGUGGAGCGCUCAACUAACUUUACCAUGUCAAGCCAAGUGUCCUGAAGGAUUCACCUCAGCCCUUGACAAGGCCUCCUGCUACAGCUUCUCGAGUGCGCCCGAGCCACACGGAGUAGUCGGCGCAGCCAUGAGGUGUCUGGAGAAGAACACAUCACUGGCCUUCAUCAGAAAUAAGGCUGACCUGACCUCGACGUUGCUGGAUGGCAAGUACUACUUCACUACCCACGCCAUGCCAGGGGAAAGCGGAGCCGCGACGCACGCAAACAUCAGCACUUUCUGCACCACAGCGUGCCAGGUGUGUAUAAAUUAA
Macrobrachium nipponense is the source of this 1799-nucleotide messenger RNA. RefSeq lists its product as uncharacterized. Lineage: Eukaryota; Metazoa; Arthropoda; Malacostraca; Decapoda; Palaemonidae. The record is from RefSeq and is a predicted model, not a curated record. Bases 156 to 1799 code for a protein of 547 amino acids. The transcript is spliced from 14 exons.